AUGCUGCGGGUGCCUUUGCUUUGGCUGGUGCCAACCCUGGCCUCUGGCAAACAUGGCAAAGUCUGGCGGAAGGAUGCCAUCGAAUCUGCAACUGCAGAAGCUGUCAAGAUGGUUGACAAAUUGCAAGGUGCCUGUGGGGUGUCAGCCGUAGACCUGCCGGGAUCGGGUUUUGUGGAACCAGAGAGCAUGUCAGCACGCUGCUGGGUGGAGCAGUACACCAACUGCAGCAUGAGCUACACCCAAAUUUCGUGCCCUGAUGAGUGUCCGAUGGUUGCACCAAGCCCAAACUUUCCAUGCAUUUUUAAUUGCGUGACACCAGAGGAGUGUGCGGAGUACAGCCCUGGCAACGCUCGACCAGACUUGAACGGUAAGAUCUGUGAGCCAUGUGAUCUACUAGGUUGUCGGUACUGCGAGUCCAGAACCAAGUGCAGAACCUGCUUCAAAGGUUUCGUUCUUGAGAAUGAUCAAUGCAUCUUUUUUCUGGAUUCCAACGGCAUUAGUGCUGCUGUUAUGCAAACCUUGUUGAUCAUCAUUGUUGGCUUGGUGUUGACCGUCCUUGUUUGCUACCUUCGUGGCAAGAAAUCUCCACAUGCAGAGGAGAACCUUCAGAACAUGAUCAAUGCGCGUCGGCACCGGCGCUUGUGCAAACUGCACCGCUGGGACCGAACGAGCGACAAAGCUCCAAGAAUGUGGCGUGAUCUCAGUGUCAGUAUGAUGACAGAUGACGUUUCAGGCGUUGGAGUUGCAUUGUACUACAAGCGAACUCAGCUCUACAAACCGGCUGGUCUGAGGCAGUACCUUCCAACUGAAGAGGCAGCCAAUGACGAACUGGUCAGCUCCAUGCUAGAGGCUUUCAGAGAGUCGUUGACUGCACCAGCUGUGCUUUACUCGCCCCUGGUGAACUGUCCAUCUUUCACUCCAGAGCUGGAGGUCGCAACUCUGCAGAAGUUUGCCAGCAACAGCUUCUGGACACUCUGUGUUUUAUUCUGGGCCCUUUUCGUCAUAUCCCUACAGCAAGGCCGAAGUUGCCUAAAUUUCUUUAUUGAAUUUGACGAGAUGAACGUCGACAGCUCUGAUUAUGCCCUCUUGCUGACAGGCCUACCCAGCAGCAUGACACAUGAGAAACAGCUGAAAGAUAUGUUGCAAAGACAACUCUCGAAGCACGUGAAGCUGGAAGACAAUGCCAUACAUGGAGUGAGCAUUGCAUAUGAUCUAUCUGACUUUACCUUGCGAUCAGAAAUAGAAGAUAUUCUUGCAAACAUCACCCGCAGAAAGGAAGAAGAACUCGGUGCCUUCGAUAAUCAGGGUGAGGCUGUGAAGAUGGAUUGGGAGAGACAGAAGGCCAUUGACAAAGCAAAGGCCGAAGCGUGGUUCAACGAAGGGAAACUGACCUCGGUGGGUCGCGCCUUCGUGGUUUUUAGCAAGGCCUCGACGCGAGACGAAGUUCUCACGGCCUAUAGUAAAGAUGCGAAAGUGAUACAGAUGCCAGAGCUGCCAGAUGUCGCCUUGGAAUCUGUGGACUUUGACCCGGUCUCCGUUUUCUGGGAGAAUCAGCAGAAUUCCGAGGAGCAUGUCAUCAGAGCUUCUGUGAAGGGAGCACUCAAGGUGGUUCUCUUUUUCCUGACGGUCAACGCACUGAUCAUCAUUCCUUACAACGUCUUUGUGGUUGGUGCAUUUAUGUCCUCUGGUGCCAACCUGGCUGGACCCAGUCAGACCAUGGCUGGCUUGCUGCUGGGAAUUGUGAACCAGCAGAUCUCUGCCCAGGUGUACAACCAGGCCUACUUUGCAGGCUUCAAGAAGAAGGAUCGAUUUGAUACCUUCAUCUUUGUCUUGAACACAGUGGUUCAAUUCUUCAACACCUGGAUUAGCUUGGGCGUUACUGCCUGGGCAGUGAUUGGCAAAGAAGGUGGGAGAAUGAGUCUCUUCCAACCCCUGGCAGAUGCGGGAAACAUUGGAUUGGAGGCAGCCAUUGGCGAUGCUUUCUAUGCCAUGCAUGUGCCAGGCGUUCUCUACGUGAAUUACAUCAUGGGCCUUGUGAUGGGCGGUGUGGUGCCCUUCACCCAACACACAUUGGUGGGCAAGAUCAUCUAUGUGUGGCGCUCCUUGCCAGAUUGCCUCCUGUACGCCUUGAAGAUCAUCCUGCCAUGGUCCCCGGACGACUUGGACCGCUAUCCCCGCUUCAACGCUGAGAAGGCCAUUGAAGCUCCUGAAAUGGGAGUUGCAUGGGACUACUCGGCAUUUAUUGUUCAUAUGGCCACGGCCUUCCUUGUGACCGCCGUGGUGUCUGCUUCGGUGUGGAAGCUCUUUUUGGCAUUGACCUGCUGGUGCGUGUUCUUUCAUGUUUGGUCUCGCUUUAUGCAUCUUCGAGUUCAGACUGCUUCGAGCUUCAACGGCCACAUGCUGGACACUGCGGCCUGGCUUCUCUGGUCUCUGCCCAUGGGUUGUCUAGCCGGAUCCGCUUUCGUGUGGGCAGUGCGGGCACAGAUGGUACCAGAGAUGCCACUCUACUUUCACAUCAUCCUGUUGGUGCUAGUGAUGAUCCUUGCUGGUGCCUUAUGGGUGCUGUCGUACUACCUCGUCGUCCGUCCGGAUCGGCGCUGUGAUGCUCGGGCAUCACAAAGCGAGACGGUGGAGGAGGUGAUGCAACACCAGGUCUUCUCUUGGUACAAUUGCAAUCCGGCGUACGUUCUCAAGCAAGCAUACUUGAAGGAUCACGUUCCUGAAUCUCAUUUGGUUUCUGAUAGCGAGGCUAUCCUGUACCGUCGAGGGAAGGAAUAUCUCUUCAUUCCUGGAGACAAACAGCACAAGAUCACAGAGAGGUUCCAAGAUAUGUGGGAGUUUGAGACGCACUUGGAGUGGCUCUUUGAACAGCUGGGGAAUAUCACAGUCUCACGAAGUGCUUCAAGGAGAGACCUGGAGAAGGGCCCCCAGGAAAAGUAUGCUCCCUUGCGGACUGAAGAAGCGUAUUUGCCGGCGGAACCGUCCUGGUCCAUACGCGAUGUGCGGGAGGCCAUCUGCGAGGCCACGGCAAUUCCUCCAAGCCAGCAGCGCCUGCUGAUGGGAUGUGAAGCAUUGAAUGACGGCAUUCAGCUUGAUUCCCUAUGUGUCGACAGUGAUGAGUUGUCUUUGACAUUGGUGCGCCGAAGUCUGGACCAGGCAAAGUUGUUGGAGGCGGUAGCCUCUGGCGAAAAGUUGGCAGCUCUUCUGGAAGCGCCAGAGGCGCGAAGUGACAAAGAAGUGAUGAUGGCAGUGGUGCAGAAAGACGGACUACUGCUGCGCUUUGCCCAGGACAGCUUGAAGGCUGAUGAGGACGUUGUCUUUGAGGCAGUGAGACAGAAUCGGGUGGCUAUGCGCUUUGCAGCGGAAUCUCUGAGGGCAGAGAUGACAUUUGUGGCUCGUGUGGUGCGACAGCAGGGCCAAGCGCUGCAAUUUGCCUCGGAACAGCUUCGCCGGGAUCCCGGGCUGGUGAGGCUGGCUGCAGAGGCCGACUUCCUGGCCCUGAAAUUUGCAGAUCCAGUCUUGCUGGCGGACAAACAUUUCAUGCGAGAGAUUCUGCAGAGUCGGCAUGGUUGCCACGCGCUGCAGUUUGCGGCCCCUGCGCUGCAGCGAGACAAAGAGCUUCAAGCUCUUCAGCGAGCUGGUGCAAAGCACUGGCAGCACAGCACUAUGCCUUUGCCAGACCAGAAAAAAGGUGAUGCGCACCGCUGCAGAUUCGGAUGCUGUCACAUGGAAUGCUUGCAAUGUUGA
This is a messenger RNA of Cladocopium goreaui, 3747 nucleotides long. NCBI's taxonomy places the organism in Eukaryota, Dinophyceae, Suessiales, Symbiodiniaceae. The record is from the annotation of a GenBank genome assembly.